AAGGCUAAUGCUGUGGAGGAAUUCACCCCUAAUAGUCAAGUACAACCAUCAGAAGAGGCUCAGUUCUCCUCGAUACUUGACCACAGACCAUCCACACAAGGUGAUGGAUCCCAGGAAUACAUACUGCAAUGCACAGAUGGGGAGCGUACCUGGGCGCAUGGAUCCGACAUCACAAAUGCUGAUGUUCUUACACGAUACCAACAGCGUACCAGACGCAAGCGAGUGCAAUACAGACCGACGAAGUUAGCCGCAACGAGCAUUGAUGAACGAUCGGCGAGCAACAAGAAGCGCACGUGGCGGGGAACUAAAGCAAGUUUCACUGACACCGAAGGACACUCCCACUGUUCUCACCUUGAAGCAUGCUCGGCCCACAAGUCAGAGGGAUAA
Messenger RNA from Sphaeroforma arctica JP610, 387 nucleotides. RefSeq lists its product as hypothetical. The record is from RefSeq and is a predicted model, not a curated record. Lineage: Eukaryota; Ichthyosporea; Ichthyophonida. The annotation marks the transcript as partial. The transcript has a single exon.